UAGGUGGAGGGACAAAUGUCAAAAUUUUGGAUAGGUGACAAAAAGGGUACAGAGGAUUUGGGUACAGCAGAUCUGAAGUCUCUCUUACAAUUGUAUCUUCUUCAAGAUUUUCAGCCGAGAAAAUUAAUAAUGACAGAAGAUAACCAUGCAAUUGGGAUCGAUCUGGGGACAACUUAUUCGUGCGUGGCAGCGUGGCAGGCUGAUCAUGUAGAAAUCCUGGUGAACGAUCACGGUAACAGAACAACUCGAUCUUAUGUUACCUUCACUGAUAGUAAGAGGUUGGUAGGAGAUGAAGCAUUUAACCAAGUCGGGAGGUUCCCCGCCAACUCAAUCUUCGAUGCAAAGCGGUUAAUUGGUAGGAGAUUUAAUGAAGAAACUGUUCAAAAAGAUGUCAAGUGCUGGCCAUUCAAGGUCAUUGAAGGUCCUGCUGACAAGCCCUUGAUUGUGGUUAACCACAAGGGUGAAGAGAAAAAAUUUGCUGCUGAAGACAUCUCUUCCAUGGUUUUGGCAAAGAUGCGGGAGAUUGCCGAGUCCUACCUUUGCUCAAAGAUUUCAGCAAAAAAUGCAGUUAUCACUGUCCCCUCUUACUUCAACGACUCACAGCGCCAGGCUACAAUAGAGGCUGGCAAACUAGCGGGCUUAAAUGUGCUGCGUAUUAUCAACGAACCAACUGCUGCAGCCAUUGCUUAUGGAAUCGACAAGAAGGCCGGUUGGUUUAACAAGAGAAAUGUGAUGAUCUUUGAUUGGGGUGGUGGUACGUUGGAUGUGUCCCUUCUUACCAUAGGCAAUGGUGUCUUUGACGUGAAGGCCACUGCCGGAGACACUCACCUUGGCGGUGAAGACUUGGAUAACAGAAUGGUGAAUUACUGCGUGGAAGAAUUCAAGACAAAACAGAACGUGGACAUUGGUGGAAACGCCAAAGCUCUUCGGAAGGCCAAAACUGCGUGUGAGAAAGCAAAGAAGGCACUUUCGUUUUCCUUUGACACUGAUAUUGAAAUUGACUCUUGGUAUAAGGGUGAAGAUUUUCAUACUACUUUCACCCGCGACAAAUUCGAAGAACUGAGCAUGGACAUCUUCAACAAGUGCAUGGAGCCUGUUAACAAGUGUUUGGAGGAUGCCAAAAUGGACAUAAGCGAGGUCGAUGACGUUGUUCUUGUUGGUGGGUCUUCUAGAAUCCCCAAGGUUCAAGAGCUAUUGCAGGAGGUUUUCAAGGGUAAGGAGUUGUGCAAGAGCAUUAAUCCCGAUGAGGCCGUGGCGUAUGGAGCCGCUGUUCAAGCUGCAUCCUUGAGUGGGAACGUAACCGGGAAGCUUCAAGACUUCACUCUCUUGGAUGUCACCCCUCUAUCACUUGGGUUGGAGCUUGUGAAACAUGAUAGUUCCGAGCUUUACAUGAAUGUUGUGAUUCCAAGAAACUCAAGAAUUCCGGUGAGCAAGACAACACAUGUAACUACUGUUGAUGACUACCAAGAGUCUGUUACCUUCUCAAUUUAUGAGGGUGAAAGUAAAGUAGCCAAAAAUAAUAAUUUUUUAGGUGAAUUCACCCUCCAUGGCAUUCCUCCGGCUCCCAAGGGUGUUCCCAAGUUCACUGUUUACUUUGAUAUGGACGCAAAUGGAGUUUUGAGUGUCUCUGCUGAGGAUAUGUCCACUCGCCAGAAGAAAGGGAUCAAAAUCAAGCGUGACAGAACAAAGUAACUUUUUAAGGGAAUAUUAAGGAUUAAGAUAGCAUCUACUAUGAAGUAAUUAUUUUCUUUGAUUUCAUGUUUAAGUACAAUAUCUUUAAGGGAAGUCGAUGUGAACUUCUUUUGCUUGUGCCUUUCGUGAUUUGCUGGUUUUUUUUCUUCUCUGGGAUGGGGUGUGGGGGAGUGUGCUUGUAAAAGACUUGCCUGUUUUGUAGCGCACACAUCUUAUGAGCAAAAACAUAUUUCUUCCCGCAAAUACAUUCAAGACAGCUUCAGUU
Molecule: messenger RNA, 1957 nt
Organism: Prunus persica (peach)
Lineage: Eukaryota; Viridiplantae; Streptophyta; Magnoliopsida; Rosales; Rosaceae
Product: heat shock cognate 70 kDa protein
Exons: 3
Coding region: 16-1692 (558 amino acids)
Biological process (GO): protein refolding; cellular response to unfolded protein
Cellular component (GO): cytoplasm
Molecular function (GO): ATP binding; misfolded protein binding; heat shock protein binding
Source: RefSeq, a predicted model, not a curated record